AAUAAGCUCUUGUUUUAACCAUAACCACAUCCUUCAUGUCAUAUUUUCGUCACAAGCGCUCUGACUGUGCAUGUAGAUCAGUAGAUUGGCAUAUAAAUGGCGAGACUUAUGCAAUGUACAACUGAAAUUUGAUUGAGAACUGCAUUUUAGAUUUUCAUCCAAACUGAAUAUUUUUGUGAACCGGUUCAAUGGGAAUAUUAUCAAGUUUGCAUGUGGGCUCUGUACAAUGCAUCUGAGCAGGGCCGACUGCAGAUUAUUUCCCUGUUCCUCCAUGAUGGCUUUAUGGAAAGCCAUAGCCUUGCUUGUUAUUUGUGGACUUAUUGAGUGCAAUGAUGGCGUGUGCAGCGUGACCUGUACCACAGACUUUAUCUCCAUGCUGAACUGCUCUAAUUCGGACUCGGCAGGAGCAGCUUCGUGUCACGUUGUGGCUGAUUGCAGGGAUGAAUAUUUUCCUGUGAAUGGGAGCUGCAGUAUCAAAUCGCCACAAUCCUGGUGCACAAUGGAGCCAGAAAAUAUGGAUUUGAUUAUGUCCUAUGAUACUAACUGCUCUAUCAUAGUAACACAAAUGGCCAAACAAGGCAAUAUGGAGACCCCAACAAAGAGUCACUCUGAAAAAAUUGUUUUAUACAAAUCUGUUAAGCCAAAACAACCUUUCAACUUAAAUUGUAUAAAAAUUGAUGGUAAUUUCAACCUCACUUGGGAUGUGGCUUAUAUGGAUCACACUCUGUAUAAAAAAUUAUACUACAGAGUACGAUUACGAUCUAAAAGUGACCCGGAUAAGAUGGCGCAAAUUUACACGCUGCAGCAGAACGAACAAUCAAUGGUUAUCAUCAGUGAAAAACUCCUGCCAGGAAGGCAGUAUGUGGCAGACGUUCAGGUUGCUGUGCAUCCUAGAUGGUUCACAUCCAUGUGGAGUGAAAGGAGCAACAGUGUUGAAUGGACAUCUGAUUCUGAACAUUCAGAGUACUAUUUCCUGCUGUUUGCAUUUCCUGUUUUGUUGGUGGUGCUACUCGUGUCCAUCGGGAAACUAGUGGGCAUCAAAAAGCUGUCCUUAUGGCAACACAUCCCAAGCCCCAAUGAGUACUUCACACCACUCUACCAUACAUAUCAAGGAGACUUUAAGAAAUGGGUCGGACCAGUCCUGACCUUCAACAGCUUUGAUGUCCUUGAGAAGAGCACCACUUUGCAGGUGCUUUGUGAGAAGCAGCAGAAUGAAAGCUCAGAGGAACCCGCUAACAGCAGGACUGGCGAGCGGGACUUUGAUCCGGCGGGUCAAAACUCAUCUAAACUCUACUUCCUUGGAAGCAACAGUCACGGCAUCGCACACUCCGGCGGCCACAUAUCGAUGGACACCGUUACAGUUUCCGGUCAGGAGGGCGUCAUGGCCGACUGGUCCGGUGACAGCCACAGACAGAGCCUAGAGGACUUCCUCGACGGCAAAGAUACCAAUCAGAGAGCGGCUGAGAUGGAUGCCAGGCAGCCUCUUAUACCUGACUGCAGGAGGAGUUUACAGGGUUCAGACUGUGAUGACUGGCAUCUACAGGAGCACGACCUGGAGAACAUUGAGCAGGUCUCGCUGAACUCCUACGGUUCUAAUGAGCAGUCCGAUGAUGGUUACCCACAAAUGGGAUUGGAUUUGGACACCAUAGACAGUGGAUUUCUGGAGUCAGACUGUUCCAGCCCCUCAGCGUUUGAUGGGAACGAGCAAAUAGACACUUCAUCACUGGAUGGCGUGGGACGCUCCCAUUCAAAUUAUGUCAAACAGUGGGUGGCUUUUACAUCAGUUCAAGUUGAUGCCCACAGCACUGGAAAGUAGCUGUUCAUGGGAGUUUCUAUUGCUACACAAAACAAAAUCAAUCACAACUGAAUAAUGAACAAUUUAAAGUGGAAGCAUCUACAAAAUGUAUGAAGACAUCACUGGUUGGACCUAACUUGCUCACAACACGUUUAUGUGAGCUGUUUUUUUUGUUGUUACACUGAACUGUAUUUGUGGCAUACUUACAUAAAUAGACUCAUUAGACAUCAGCUGUGCGAUCGUUCACAGGACAUUGGUCUACAGUACAUUAAGAUGCAAAUGUCAAUUUGCAUACUAUCAUUCCUUUAGGCCUAUAGACGUUGGUCAGGGUAGCGCCAUAUUUAAUAUAUGACAGGAUUGAAAAUGAGGCUGUGAGAAACUGAAGUACAGUGCUUUCAAAGGAUUGUACCUUUGUUUAACAAUAUACCAAUUGUUCAGC
This is a messenger RNA of Sinocyclocheilus grahami, 2234 nucleotides long. RefSeq names its product interleukin-21 receptor-like. Gene Ontology annotation, molecular function: cytokine receptor activity; protein binding. The coding region runs from base 227 to 1816 and encodes 529 amino acids. The record is from RefSeq and is a predicted model, not a curated record. The transcript is spliced from 8 exons. Gene Ontology annotation, biological process: cytokine-mediated signaling pathway. Lineage: Eukaryota; Metazoa; Chordata; Actinopteri; Cypriniformes; Cyprinidae. Gene Ontology annotation, cellular component: external side of plasma membrane.